This is a messenger RNA of Talaromyces proteolyticus, 1950 nucleotides long. RefSeq names its product Alpha/Beta hydrolase protein. Gene Ontology annotation, molecular function: dipeptidyl-peptidase activity. The record is from RefSeq and is a predicted model, not a curated record. Lineage: Eukaryota; Fungi; Ascomycota; Eurotiomycetes; Eurotiales; Trichocomaceae. The transcript is spliced from 3 exons. The coding region runs from base 1 to 1851 and encodes 616 amino acids.
AUGCCCGUUCAAACUCGAGAUAUUAGUUCCAAGGAUGACAGCUUCCCUUAUAUUUUCGAGCAAAAUGUCAGCGUCCCCCUGCACACUUGCGAAGAGGGCUUGAUACGCGUCAACCUCUACCGCCCUCACGAUUCCGAGGCAGGGGUUAAAUACCCAGUGUUGGUGACUUACGGACCCUACGGGAAGGACGUUCAUUAUGAAAAUUUCAGGAAGGCUUCCUUCGACGAGGUCAAUCCUGAUCAUAAAUCUGUUCACUCUGCAUGGGAAACGCCGGAUCCUGCUUGGUGGACCAAGAGCGGCUACAUUAUAGUUCGCGCUGAUGAAAGGGGCAUUGGCCAAAGCCCUGGCGUCCUAGACACGAUGAGCAGAAGUACGAGUGAGGCAUUCUGUGAUGUAAUUGAAUGGGCAGCGGAUCAACCGUGGUCAAAUGGCAAAGUGGGACUUCUUGGAAUCAGUUAUUAUGCAGGAACGCAGUGGCGCGUGGCAGCUAGAAACCCUAGAGGCCUCGCUGCUAUUAUUCCCUGGGAAGGCAUGUCCGACUAUUAUCGAGACCGCUGCAGGCACGGAGGCAUCCUAUCGAACAGCUUUAUAGAUGUCUGGUGGCACGGUCAAGUCAUUGUAAAUCAGUAUGGCAGGCCUAGGCCCUCAAAUUCAUUUGUUCCGCCUACGAUCGAAGGCCAAUUAGCCGAGAAAGAGCUUCUGGAUAAUUUGCGCGAUCAAACCGUGGACAAUGUUACCAAUGAAUUCACUGAUCAGGAAUACUAUGCUUCGCGAGAAUAUACUCUGGAAGACAUCCAGGUUCCUCUGCUGAGCGUUGCAAAUUGGGGCGGAAUUCUAUUACACCUCCGAGGAAAUGUCGAAGGAUACGCUCACGCAGGAUCUAAAAUCAAAUACCUUCGAUUUAUCACAGGGAGACAUGACUUGCCAUUCUAUCAAGAUGAAGAAGCUCGCCUCCAGAAGUCCUUUCUUGACGCAUUCCUUAAAAAUAAGGACGAUCGAGGUUGGACUAUACCUGGAAAGCUCGCACCUGUGUCUGUUAUUUUGCGUGAAGGCGACGUAGGGUUCAACUCUGUUGAAAAGGAAAGACAAUACCUUCGGAGAGAUGAAUUGGCCUGGCCUUUGUCCAACACAGUCUAUACCAAGUACUACCUGCUUCCUAACAAAACGAUGACGUCUAAUCCCAGUGAGAUAGAGCUCAGGCAAAAAGACUACCUUUCCUGGAAGACGAUGAAGGAUGCGCCAUGGUCUACCCGAGUCAUUCCCGGGCGACCGCCAGUUCGUGAUUUUGCUAAACAAUCCAAAGUUGGAAUGAUCCAGUUCAAGACAGCGCCUUUCUCCAGGCGGACUGAAUUUACAGGCCACGUUACAGCUAAUCUCCAUGUGUGCAUUCCGAGCUCACAGGAGGGAAAUGUCCCUACGGACAUAGAUAUCUUCGUCACAGUCCGCCAUUUGGACAUAACUGAUAAAGAAAUUUUCUACACUGGAACUGCAGGAGACCCCGUCCCAGUCACUAAAGGCUGGCUUCGUUGUUCUCUUCGCAAAAUCAAAUCUGAACACCCUAACCACCGCCCAUAUCUUCCGCACCGGGACUAUUUUUCUACAGACGUCCAGCCACUGGUUCCUGACACGGUCUAUCCUGUCGUGGUAGAAAUAUGGCCGACAAACGUUGUGGUUAGUCCAGGCAAUAGUCUCGUAUUCGAAAUUGCGGGUGCCGAUACGCAGGGAAGUGGCAUUUUUACCCACGAUCAUCCUCUGGACAGACCGAAUAAUGUGUUUGAGGGGCGUAAUGAGCUUAGGUUCGGUGUUGGCGAUUCUAAUUACCUGACAAUGCCGAUAAUACCUUCCGAAUAGUCGGUGUUGAGUUGGGUCUUGGAUGAAAUAUUAAUCGAUAUAGAUGCUCCAUGCCAGCACGGUCACAACAGCAACGCCCAACAUUAAACUUUGUUUUCU